Molecule: messenger RNA, 291 nt
Organism: Racocetra fulgida
Lineage: Eukaryota; Fungi; Glomeromycota; Glomeromycetes; Diversisporales; Gigasporaceae
Source: the annotation of a GenBank genome assembly
CCAUCACCACCAUCUGCUGGUUCAGAUGCAUCAAGCGCUCCUUCAUCUCCCUCUUCUUACAUAGGAAAACAGCAUGCUCCAAUUGUUUACCCUGCUUUACUUUCAAAGGUUGCCGAUGCAUUUCGUUCUAGAAUGAUUCUUACAAAUAGAAUGAAAGAUAACCUCGAAUAUAAAGAUUGCUUCGAUGGGAGAGAAGCUGUGGAUCGAAAAUUAUGGAUUCAUACUGUUCUUCCUGAAAUUGCUAACUCAGUUUCUGAGACGGAAAAAAAGCGUCAAGAAGCUAUAAAUGAA